Aethina tumida (small hive beetle) is the source of this 1607-nucleotide messenger RNA. Its product is annotated as putative GTP-binding protein 6. Gene Ontology annotation, cellular component: cytoplasm. NCBI's taxonomy places the organism in Eukaryota, Metazoa, Arthropoda, Insecta, Coleoptera, Nitidulidae. The transcript has 5 exons. Gene Ontology annotation, molecular function: ribosome binding; GTP binding. Bases 136 to 1560 code for a protein of 474 amino acids. The record is from RefSeq and is a predicted model, not a curated record.
GCGCAAGCUACAUAUCUUUAAAGUGAGCACUCAUUCCGCAUUACUUUUUUGCUUUUAUUAUUAAAUAAACAUGCUGUGAAAUGAAUUAAUUUAUUUACGUCGGAUCGAUGGUACCAGCGGCGCCAUAUUUAAAUCAUGUUUUGCUUAAGGAGCGUGCGCCACUUUGCACACCACCAACUCAAAUUCAAAUUGAGGAGGUUUACAACCGGUAACUUUUUGAGGAAGGAAGAAACUAACGAAGAUGAUGGGAAAAUUGAUGAGAUUUUAUCUUCAGAUAACGACUACAAUAUAAUAGCAGAGAACUACUUCUCCUUAGGACAAUCCCAUAAUUGCCUCAUAAUUCAGCCGUACGUAAAAUGGGGUCCCAAGAAGAAGCAGAACAUAACUCCAGAGGAACAACUGGAUGAGGCCACUGCCUUAAUUAAGACUUUACCGAACUGGAACGUCCUUGACACGAUUGGCAUCCCUCUAGACACCCUAGAGAGGAAAACUUUGUUCAAGUCCGGCUCCAUGGACAAACUAGUACAAUUAAUACGCCAAAGAAGCGACGUUAGUGCCAUAUUUAUGAACGUAGGUAACUUAAGGAACAUACAAGUGGGUUUGCUGCAAGAAAAUCUUGGCAGACCAAUCCUGGAUAGAUAUCAAAUAGUCAUGCAAAUUUUAAAACUGCACGCCACCAGCAAACACGCGAAACUUCAAGUAGCCCUGGCUGAGCUGUACUACAUACAAAAGAAGGCUCAAAAGAGCGCCCUAUUUGGCACCAGCAACUCAGAUGCCGUCAAACUGAUGUUCCAAAAGCGCGAGGCGAAGCUCAAAACGGCCAUAGACAAUCUGAGAAGUCAGCGAGCUUUGUUGAGGAACAAGAGGAAGAAAAUGGAUUAUCCGGUGGUGGCGGUUGUGGGUUACACGAACGCCGGCAAGACUUCUUUGAUUAAGGCUCUAACGGGGGAUUCAAGACUGACGCCAAAAAACCAAUUGUUUGCCACCUUAGACGUAACUCUGCAUUCAGGUAUUCUACCGUCAGGUUUGGAAGUUCUGUAUGUGGACACAGUGGGCUUCAUUUCGGACAUACCAACCAAUUUGAUUGAGUGUUUUGUGGCCACGCUUGAAGAUGCAGUACUGGCGGACGUAAUACUUCAUGUAGAGGACCUAGCAAGUACAAACUUUGAGUUCAAGCGUUCGCACGUUUUGAACACUCUGAAGGAUUUAAGCAACAAGGCAGAAGUCGGUGACAUAAUGGCUAAGGUCGUCAGCGUUGGAAAUAAAUGUGACAUAGGCCAUAAAACGGACCUAUCACCUCUUAACGUAUCUUCAGUAACUUCUGAAGGCUUGGAUGAAUUGAGGUAUCAAUUGGAGGCGGCUAUUUUAAAGGCCACUUCGAGGCAAAAGCUCACUAUCAAAAUACCAAAUGGAGGCGACGAAUUGAGAUGGCUUUAUAAAAACUCCACCAUUAUCUCAGAAGAAGCAGAUGAAGAAAACAGUCAACUUUUGAAAGUCAAGAUUAUCAUUACCACGGCAAAUUUACAAAAAUUCAAGCACAAUUAUCUGAAAAGGAGAUGAAAAUGUCAAACAUUUUUAUUUAUUUAUAAAAUAAAUUUGUAAUAGAA